This is a messenger RNA of Paramuricea clavata, 5593 nucleotides long. Lineage: Eukaryota; Metazoa; Cnidaria; Anthozoa; Malacalcyonacea; Plexauridae. The record is from the annotation of a GenBank genome assembly.
CAGCAUAUAUUGAGAAAACAUUAUACCGAGUCAACAGAGUCAUAGAAGAAGAAAUUGAGUAUGGCUAACUACCUUCGAACAAGGCUGCAUUUUCUUAUCGGUCUGGCGGGCUUCUUGGUGUUUUGUUUUGGUGUUUUUAUCUUGGCAUCAGCCCUAAAGAUAAGAAAUAUCCUAACUGGAGAGUUGAAAUAUUUUAUAAAUUAUGGGUCUAACACAUGUCAAUAUUGGGCUGGAAUACCGGUAAGGCUUGAAAGUUCGCAUUAUGUAUGUAAACCCAAAGCUGUCUUAAAUAAGUGAUCUAAUGAUAUUUCAAUCGCGGUGCUUUUCCGAUUCUACGGAUUAGGAACAUUAUACGAUGUAUGAAAAAAUUGAAGUUCAGCGAGCUAUUGAGUAUUGUUUAUCCAUUUGGCAUGAAAUGUUUGAACAACGUAUCAUUCAACAGAUAAAAACCUGAUUUGUCCGAAUAUGAAAAAAUCUCGGUCAUAUACACAGAGUAAUUCAGACACAAUACAAUAGCGUGCCGAUUACCUUUUUUAGAUCACUCUAUAUUGCAGCUUUGGCUGUUCCACGGGGUCGCUCAAGUACUAUUCGCGAUUGUUUCAGUAUUAUACGUGGUGUUGUAAACACAUUGUACUUUUAGCAUUAUGUAACUAUAUAACUUCCAGGCUAACUUUACAACGGGCUUUCGCUCAAAACUAAAUUACUUCCACCCUGCUUUCUCAAUCUAUUUAAUGCAAACAAACAAGUCCAUAACUAACACAAGAAACGUCGACUCGUAUCGAUGUCAUGCAUCAGUGUAGAACUAAUAUAAAACAAUUCACAAUACUUUCUCGUGGUCCAAAACUGUGGAAUUCCCUUCCUGAUACCGUUAGAAAGGCAGAGACAUUAAGUUCCUUCAGGAAUAGAAUGAUGAAAUACUUAUUUGAUUCAUGAUCUUAUUGAUACGCUUAAUUAAGUUUCUCAUGCUUGAUCAGAUAUACUUUAAUAUUUCCAUAUAUAUUUAAUUCAAUUCAAAGUUUCAAGGAGACAUCCUAUUCAUAAGCCCUAUGGUUUCUGGGGGACUCCUUGCCACUGACAUCAUGAAUCAAUAACUAUAUUUACUAUCUUUGUACCCUAUACAUAGUUAUUUAUGUUCUUGAAUUAUGUAAACGGUGUUGUUGGCGAAUUAAAUUAUUAUUAUUAUUAUUAAAACGUCGGAGUUCUCACGGUUUAAGGUGCGUUAUAUUUGUUCGUGUACAUGUACGGUAAAACAAUGACAAUUAUUCUUUGCCAAGGAGCUUUGUUCCGAAGAUAGUCGUGCCAGCUUUUGGACAAGGAAGAUUCAUCCGUGCCAUGUAUAUACGGCCGCAACAAAACUUGUCAAAAGGGAAACUUGUUGUCCCUACAUACGGGAAGCUAAACUUGUCUGUGCACGAGCCGGAGGCUAGUUAUACACGCUGCGGUUUGUCGCAUGGCCAGAUUUUGAGGGGAGGUGUGAGGAAGUGCGCACCUCCCGUGAGAUCGUUUUGCACCUCCCCUGAGAGUUUUUGCACCUCCCCUGAAAAGUCAUGCACCUCCCCUUGGGAAAGUUUCAAUGAUAGAUCAAAGUGAAAAUUUGACAUUUUUGGUUGCUUACGGAGCUCACUGAUCCGGGUAUGCGCAGUAACUGGAUUCAUUUUUUUCUUCUUAAUUUAGACCAUUCUUACAGGAGGUGUUUUGGUCCAGACAGCGCGCUUGAAUAAACGCCAGUCCUUGGUAAGCCAGUGCUUGGCUAGCCUGAGUGUCAGACGAAUAAGGAAUUAUAAUUCGUUAUUCGUCUGACACUCAGGCCAAUGCUUCGCCUAUACAGGGUGUAUCAAAAAAAGUAAGACAAUUUUGAAAUUGCUCUCAAUUCCACAAUUCUGUUCAUGAAAUGUAAUUUUUGCUAUAUAUGGAUUGCUUGAGUUCUUAAAUUAUAGAAAAUAUAAAAAUUUUUGAAAAUAGUAAAUUUUGCUAUCCAGGGGGGUGGUCAACUUUUGCUCCCCUAAAAGUGGCUUGCGCACGGAAAUGACAAACGGUAUUCUUUAUUUGAGUUCAUGUAUGAAAAGUUCGCUAUAGGACUAUUGCCUUGUGAUGAAGCGACUAUACACACGUCAGGCUGUUCCAGAUCUGCAAACACUUGUAACAAGAUUGUUGUGAAGCUUCAGGAUGUGUUUGCACUAGUGCUUGUUCCCAUGCAGUUGUUGUAACAAGUCUGGAACAAGUUGUUAUCGCCCUGUUACAAGGUUGAUGACGGUAAGGCUAAAAAAAAAUGUGGGUUUCCGGUUUCUUCUUAUAAAAAUUUUUUAAACUUUUUUUUAACUUUUUUUUUAAUUUUCCUAACAACCGGCGCCAUUUUGUUUAGUCAGUGCUUCCACAUCCAAAGAUAAAUUUCCCUAAUAUUGCCUCAAAUUUCAAUUUUCCACAAACUUUUUCCUCUAAGUGAAAAAACUUACAAGCAUGAUCCAAUAAAAAAGUUUAGGGUCGGGAUUUCGACGUCCAAAAGCUAGGUAGGGUCGGGAAACCGGAAACCCACACAUUUUUUUUUUGCCUAACAUACUGGUUUGCUACAAUUGUUCCAACAAGACUAAUACAAGCUGUCCGGUAACAAGUUGUUACAAGCUUGUUGUCAACCGCUUGUUAUUAGAGAAGUUCAGAUUUCACUUCCAUGCACUACCGCUACCACUAGCCGUCACUGGCUCAGCAAGCAUCUGAUUGGUUAAUCGGAUAUAUCAACGCAUUUGAUUGGUUAAUGAUCCCUUAAUGGUAGAGCUAGUGGAAUUCAAAUAUGCAUGAACCUCUCAAACAACUUGUUACGUGCAGCUGAUAUCAAAUUUGUUGGAACAACUUGUUAGGAGUCUGUUGACCUCAUCGACCUUGUUACAAAAUAAUAACAACUUGUCCCAGACUUGUGAACAACUGGGAACAAGCAGUGAGAACAGUUUAAUCCAAGACCAAUCAAUCCCACAGCAGUUUUCAAGAAGAUAGUGUUACAGUCAAAUCCUGUGUUCCGUUGCCAGCAACAUUGCAAUAUCGUCACGCAUUAUUGCAAUAUUGAUCGGCUGAUAUGAUUGCUCCAGCAAAUUGCAACCGACGCGAACAAAUUGCAAUUCUUACAUGUUGACAAUUUGUCGAGAGGUCGCGCCCAAAUGUCGAUGCCAAACAUUUGAUUGGCUUGUUUUGUACUAGUAGCCAAUCAGGCUUUAUUUAUUUAUGAACUUUUGAAUUUUGCAGUUGACGGUUUAGUACUGUUACUAGUAGUAUGUAAAAAUUGCAAUUUGUUUGCGUCGGUUGCAAUUUGCUAGAGCAAUCAGCCGAUCAAUAUUGCGUGACAAUAUUGCAAUGUUGCCCACAACGGAACACCGGAUUUGACUGUAAGUUGUUUUAGAUGUUUCUAAGAAAUAGUGUUUAGUUGUUUUACGUCUAAUUAUUUUUCCAGAAAUACGUCAGCCUUUGCUGUGUGCUGAUAACGAUGGUUCUAGCACUGGGAGUGAUUAUAGUAGAAGGAUUAGAUGCUACAGCUAUACAUAGAUAUUUCAAAGAAGAUGAAUCAACCUGUGGAGGCGAUAUGAACACACGACACGAGCUCAAUAUCAAGGACGAUUGUGCCAAAUUUAAAGAAGCAUAUCUCUGGUAUUUUAUGUUGGUGUUCAUAACUGUUAUUGUGUUGGUGCUGUGUUCCUUCGUCCUGCUCCUACUGUUUGCAGAUUGGAUUUUGUUUAUUGCACCGGUACGAAUUAUGUUAGUUUUAUAGAUGUUCAUAUUUUACAGGCACUGAAGUCAAAAUGAAGUUAAUUGAUGUGUUAUUUACAACACGAUCGGCUGUGUUGUAUCGGAUGUACAAACUUUGAUACAGCACGGACGCGAAUGUUGUAAAUAGUUUGUGAAAUGUCUUGAUGAGAACAUUCGUAUUCUUCAACAAUUUAAAAUAAAUUAAUGAUAUUUGGUGAGAAAAUUAAACAUAAAGUUUAUUAUGUAAAUCAGCAUAAUUUUGCCGGUAUCAGAAACAAAAACUCCUUCACCGUCGAUUUUCUUUGUUUUUUUCAUGAAUUAUUAUAAUGAGUUUCACAAAUAUAUAUUGGAUAGUUGCAUGAGUUCUAAAUUGUUCUUCCAAGACGCCCAGUAUGGCGUUACAGAUAUUGGAGAAAUUCACGUAUAAAUUUGGCUAAAAUUUUCGGUCGAAAGCUGACAGAAAAUGUUUCAUGUCCCCUAGUGGUCACAGAAAAUAAGAAAUUUUAUCCAACCCUGGCAAUAAGAUUGAAUGUAUAUUCUACAGUACCCAUUUAUAAAAAAAAUUGUGAUAUUUUCAGGAAAUGCUACAUGACCAACAUGCAUCACAUGAAGUUCCUCCACCGCAGCAGGAAAGAUAUGUGGCAGCGCCCACGGAACAAUACCAGUGGGCUUGGAAUUCUCAUCACGAUCAGAGUACAAUACCAUUGCAUCCAAUGUAAAUGCUAAGACUGUAAAAUCUGACUAAACUUUUAAGUGUGAUAUCAUGGAUAAUAAAAUACAUGGAUAGGAAACUAGCUGACGUGACCUAAUGUUUCCAAUGGGAUGAUGGCGUUGAAACCUAGUUGCAAACCAAAUUCUCAAAAAUGGCAUGUUUAGCAAUAAUACAGCUAAACAUUUUAGUCAAAGAGGAAAUAAAUAUGACUACGCCAUUCUACGAUAAAAUCUCCAAGUAUUUCCAGUCAAUUUUAGCAAAUAUUUCAAGCACUAAACAGUGAAAAAUACAUCGCAAAUUUCGUUAAAAUUGGCGACGCCAAUUUCGUAGCUACAAAUGUAAAAAAAAAUACAAAACAAAGACGAAAAACGUUUACCUUGAAUACUUUGUCGUGGCUUAGGCAUGUUUUUAAAACAAUUCGCGAAAAUAUAGCGAAACAACAAAAAUGCUGAGAACUUUAGCAAUACGCGUGACGUCACAGAUUGCAACUAGGUUUAGACUGUGACGUCAGGAACAGGGGCGUAGGAAGCUUCGAAAAAUUGGGGGGGGGGCCAGGCUUUGAGGGGCACUUUUCGAAAAAAAAAGGGGGAUCUAAAAAUUAUUUUUGGCGACCUCCCCUCCAUCCCGUCGCCAAAAAUAUUUCGGUCAGUGUACCAUUUUAGGUAAAAAAAUUUUCGGACAUACCACAUUUCUUCCUAAAUACGAAAAUUUUUUCCGGAUAUAUAAUAUUUUUCCAGGAAACUACUAAAACAUUUUCCGGAAAUAACAUAGAUUGAAGUUUUCAAAAGUGCCCUUUGGGCAAAAAAUGCAAUUUUAAAGAAAAUUUUUCACGCAAAAAAAGGGCACUUGGCUCCUGGAAAAAGGGCACUUGCCAAAACUUGGGGGCCUGCCCCCCCCCCCCCUGUUCCUACGCCCCUGGUCAGGAAGUUUCCUAUCCAGUUAUUUUACAAUCCAUGGUGAUAUAUAUUGCAGAUUGUAAGUUAUGUUUGUAAUAAUAUUUCAAAUCCGACUAAAGGAUUGGACUGUAUAUAGCCUGAGGACUGGAUCAAAAUUCAUAGAAAAAUCUGAUUGCUAUGUUUAUUUGUUUUUUAAAUACUUUGAAAACCUAAAAAUAAUAUUUUAAAACUAUUAUUAUAGCAAAAUACAACCGGU